Molecule: messenger RNA, 774 nt
Organism: Darwinula stevensoni
Lineage: Eukaryota; Metazoa; Arthropoda; Ostracoda; Podocopida; Darwinulidae
Source: the annotation of a GenBank genome assembly
AUGACAUCUAUCCUCUAUCGACGAGCACGAAAGAAGACUGAGAAGGGGGUCAUCAAGUGCCAGACGCAGAUGGCCCUCUCAAGGUCAGGGAGGAGAAGGUACAAGUUGGAGGGAGGGAGGGAGGAAGGGAGGAAGGGAGGAAGGGAGGAAGGGAGGAAGGGAGGGGAGCUGGGAUUCAUUUGCCGGGAGGAAUCUCGUUUGCAGGAAGAACAUUUAAGCGAUUCAAAUAUGAAUAUGAAGAGCUAUAACACGCUGAAUUACUGUAUUCGAGUGCUUUGCCUGGGAUCUCACAGUUCCGUGAUCCCCGUCUCUUUGCAGGUGAUAAGAGUGUUUGAAGACUUGUACUUGUGCUGGAAGCUGCAGAGCAAGUCGACGUUGUUCAGGCUCCACAGAUCGCCGAGCGACUACAACGAAACGCUGUCGCCGACGAGCCCGGGCGAGGCCACCAUCCUCCAGUCUCGCUUCCACACUCUCUUCCAGAAGAAUUACUCGCUCGAGAGUUGCUGCUCAGAUUCCGUGGUGAUAGAGGAAGGAGACGAGGAGAAACCUAAAGAAUUCCGAAGCCGGGCCUCCACGGACGGGAGUCUGGAGAAGCGCCGGCUCGGGAACGGAUCCCGGUGGUUCGCUUCCCCCCCGUCCUCUUCCUCGUCUUUCGCCCAGAGGAAUUCCCCGCCCAAAGUGAACCCGAUCUACGAGAGGCGGAUGAGCAUCUCCAUGAAGGGGUCUUCCUAUUGACGCACUCACCUGUUUUCUUCUUUCUUUUUCUCCUCGUUU